AUGGCAACUGAUCCAACGGAUGCGGAUCAACCAAUUUUGAAGCUCAAUAUAAAUGAUCAAUACACAAAUGCAAAUGAUCCAUCUGAUGCGGAUCAACAAGCUUUAAAUAAAAAUAAAAAUGAUCAAUACAUAAAAGCAGUGUACAUUAUUCAGAAACACUUUCGACAAUAUUUGAAACGUAAAGCUGAAAAUUCAGUCAAGGGACCCUCGAAAUCUGCAGAUAUAUAUAACAGUCAAGAAGUCUUAAAUGCCAUUUUACUAAUUCAAAGACAAUUUCGCCGUUUAUUAUUGAAUAAAAAGUCCAAUAAUAACAAGGAAUUGAAAAAAACGAAUACAGAAAGUUACAAUUCUGUGAAAUAUCUAAAGGCCGCACUUAUUAUACAACGGUACAUACGACAAUAUUUUAAAAAGAAGAAGUCCGCGAAGGAGGCCAAGGUUACAGGCCCUACUGCUGAGAAGAAGUCCACGAAGGAGGCUUUACCCAAGGUGACGGACUUUACUGCUGAGAACAAUGUUUCCUUAGCAACAGCAGCAUUCGUCAUUCAAAGGGCAUUUCGCAGAAUGGUUAAGGUACGAAGAGCAAAAAGGCAUAUAAAAGCAGAUCUCGAGCAAUGUGAUGAGAUGAAUGACAAUGCCUCCGAAGCAGCAUCAUAUACGUCCGCCUCUACGGCUCUUAUGUCAACGGAGUCGGUUGGUGAACAUGAUUUUGGGAGUCCCAAUUACGAAGAGGGCGUCCAUCAACAAACUAUCAAGGAAGAUGAAGAAGUUGAAAACGACAAUACAAAUAUUAAGAGGAAAUAUGGAUCGGAAUCGAUGAAAACAAGUCAAAAAUCAACAGAUUUUAACGAAGAAGCAGAAGGAGGCAAUGAGAAUGAGAAUGAGCAAAAGACUCGGUUAUUAAUUUCUCAACAUCACGUCAAAAUUUCAUCCUGA
Messenger RNA from Drosophila hydei, 933 nucleotides. RefSeq lists its product as uncharacterized. The record is from RefSeq and is a predicted model, not a curated record. NCBI's taxonomy places the organism in Eukaryota, Metazoa, Arthropoda, Insecta, Diptera, Drosophilidae. Gene Ontology annotation, molecular function: protein binding. The coding region runs from base 1 to 933 and encodes 310 amino acids. The transcript has 2 exons.